AUGGCGGACACUGAUGCGGAUGAAGAGUUCCAGUUUCUCCGACUGAAUGUUCAUCCAGACAUGUCCCUGUGUGGCUUUGUGCUGGCUCAGUGUCUCUCGGUCCGGGCUCUACAGGAGAUUCUGUCCCACAAAGAGCAAAUAUCAGAGAACGCCAUCCUACACAGCGAGGGCCACAUGGACGAUGGGUUAACACUGUCCCGAUCUCAGAACGAGGACUCUCACACGGCGAGACUGAUUCGCAGCGCUGCUCUCCUCUUUACCGGCCUCAAUAGUGUUCUGGAUCUAAUUGAGUUUUUUAAGCCGCCGCAUGACAACUUAGACUUUGAAGCUGAACAGAAAUUCUUGGGCGAGUUAAGAAAACGUCAGAAGAUGUUUCAAGAAGAGGGGAUCCUAGACCUUGUGGUUGAAUGUAUCGAUCAGCUGCAUCAGUACAGUGAUGUCUACUGCAAUGCCGAGUCUCUGCAGAGUGAGGGCAUCAAACAGUGGGAGGAAAUCAUUAGUUACUUUUAUAAAAUACUCGGAGCCUUGGAGGUUCUUCACUUCAUUCUUCUUGAAAGCCCUGAAGCUGUCAAUAUGUUCAAGGAGAAACACAUUCAGUCCAUUGUUUGUUUUCUCGACAGACAUGGAUACAACUACAAGGUGUUGGAGGUGCUAUGUUCCCUGUGUGUGUGCCACGGUACAGCUGUGCGCUCCAAUCAGAACCUUAUCGCCGUCAGUGUUCUUCCAUUCAGAGACAUGCUGCUCCAAACCCGCCUUGUUAACCAGGUCAUCAGUAUAAGACCAAACAUCUUCCUCUCAAUGGAAGAGAAUUCUGCCCAGCACCGAAAGUGGUACUACGAGGUCGUGGUUGAUCAGGUGGUGCCCUUCGUCACCCCAGAACCCACCCACCUGCGAGUGGGCUGGGCUUCCACUGGGAGUUACCAGCCCAGGCCUUCAGGAGGGGAUGGCUGGGGGUGCAAUGGGGUUGGAGAUGACCUUACGUCCUUUGGUUUUGAUGGGCUUCACUUAUGGUCAGGUUCAUCUGGGCGCAGGGUAAAGUCCCCGUUUCCCCAUUUGCUCAAAGACAAUGAUGUGGUCAGCUGUUGUCUGGACCUGAGUGCCCCGUGUGUCUCUUUUCGACUCAAUGGGCUGCCUGUCCAGGGGAUGAUGGAGAACUUUCAUUCCGACGGCUUUCUCUUCCCUGUGGUCAGUCUCUCUGCAGGAGUUAGGAUUCGUUUUUUGUUUGGGGGAGCGCAUGGAGAGUUCAGGUUCCUACCUCCUCAAGGGUUUGGAGCGUGUUGUGAAGCUCUCCUUCCAAAAACCAAGCUGAGGAUAGAACCUUGUCACACAUCUAUCUUUGAGCAUGAGGAUGGCAAAGAGCUCAUGGGGCCAGCUGCAUUUUCUAAACCAGUUGUUUUUAUUCCAAAUCCCAUUGACAUCAGUAAGACCGUAUUGCCGCUUCAACUUGAAAACAUCAGACGAAAAAUGGCAGAAAAUGUACAUGAACUUUGGGCCAUGGAUCAAAUUGAACUUGGAUGGACUUUUGGAACUGUAAAAGAUGAAGAGAAAAAGAUAGAUCCUUGUCUGAUUGAGUUUUCAAAUCUCACAGAUUCUGAAAUAAACCAAAAUAUUCAAACAGCAGAAGACACUCUGAAAACUAUCCUCGCCCUUGGUUUUCACAUGGGAUUGUCGGACGAGCAGGCGGAGGAAAGACUCCAGUACAUUUCUCUUUCAUCCAAAUUUGAAUUACCAAGUGGUUAUAAACCCGCUCCUCUGGUCCUGAGUGGUGUUGUUCUCAGUCCACCUCUUGAGAAACUGGUGAAUUUGCUGGCGGAAAAUGAUCACAACGUAUGGGCCAAGGAACACAUCAGGCAGGGCUGGGCCUAUGGAGCUCAACAGGAUGUGAAAGCCAAACGAAGCCCGUACCUCGUGCCCUACAGCCAGCUGGAUGGGAGACGGAGGAGAGAGGGGAGGGAGAGGGCCAGAGAGGCAGUGUGUAUCCUGCGUGUUUAUGGAUACCACCUCGAGUCCUUUAAAAUGGAACAUGAUAAGUCUUAUGCUGUGACUGAGGGAAAGUGGUACUUUGAAUUUGAAACAGUGACUGCUGGAAAUAUGAGAGUGGGCUGGGCCAGGCCCGGCUGCGUUCCAGACAGAGAGCUUGGCUCAGAUGACCGAGCUUUUGUGUUCAGUGGAGAUGAGGCACAAUGGUAUCACCAGGGUGGGGUCCCACUCGGGACGUUACCGUGGCAAGAAGGUGAUGUGGUGAGCUGCAUGUUGGACACAGCUGAACGCACGAUCAAGGUCGCUCUUAAUGGAGACCUGCUGUUUAAUGAAAAGGGAACUGAGAUGGUUGCCAAAGACUUUCGACUCAAUGAUGGCUUGUUACCAAUUGUUGGUCUUGGAGUGAACCAGAUGGGGAAGCUGAACUUAGGGUCUAAGCCAGAGUCUCUGCAGUAUUUCUCAGUGUGUGGAUUACAGGAGGGUUAUCAGCCGUUUGCAGAUCACAUGGCUCACGCUCCUUCUUUUUGGUUGACUUGGUGGCAGCCUCAGUUCACUUCUAUAAAGCCUGAUGACCCCAAUGUACUUAUUACCAAAAACUUGAAGGAUUCGGUACCGAGCUUCAGGGUCUCUCAGCGGUUGUAUCAGAGUGCCAGAAAGGAGAUGUGUUUUUACCGUCUAAACAUGUCCGUGGAGUGUGCCUCGGUCCUCAGCAGUCCAGGUCGAACACUUCCCACUGCGGCCCCCAGCCCUUUGCCAUCAGCACGAAAGGAGCAGGAGGAGUUGGAUUCAGACUAUGAAAUGCUGAUGAAGUCAGCUCACAACUUCACUGGUUCAAAAGAUGAGCUCAAUCACCACAAGGAUCACAGCCACGACAAAACAUCAAAGCUGAAACAAAACCUGGGGAGGAAUACAGUCCCUCAAUGGCCUGACCGGCUACAGGUGCAGUAUCUGUGUCCUGUGUCCUGGACUCGAGUUCCAGACGAUGCUCUGAGAGUGUGGAUGGAUCAGACAGAAGACUGUCGGGGCUGGACUGUGCAGUGCACCGAGCCCAGACAAAUCAUGUCACUGCAGAUACCUGAUGAAAACAGAGUGCGAAUGGGCAAACAGGAGGAGAAACUCAUGACGGAUAAACUGGGGGAAAUCAUCAACAACAAAGUGUUCUACCAACAUCCACAUUUAAUGAGGGCUUUGGGAAUGCAUGAGACUGUGAUGGAGGUGAUGGUGAAUGUAUUAGGAGAAGACAAUACAAAGGAGAUCAUGUUUCCCAAAAUGGUGGCCAGCUGCUGCCGCUUCCUGUGCUAUUUUUGCCGCAUCAGUCGUCAGAAUCAGGGGGCGUUGUUUGACCAUCUGAGCUAUCUGCUCCGACACAGUCAGGUUGGACUAGCUUCUCCAUCGAUGCGAGGCUCGACUCCGUUGGAUGUGGCCGCGGCUUCUGUGAUGGACAACUAUGAGCUGGCAUUGUCAUUACAAGAACAUGAACUACAGAAGGUUGUGGAUUAUCUUGCAAACUGUGGUGUCCAGAGCUGUGCUAUGCUUGUUUCUUAUGGAUAUCCUGAUAUAGCAUGGAACCCAGUGGAGGGAGAACGAUACUUGGAUUUCCUCCGUUUCACUGUGUUUUGUAACGGUGAAAGUGUGGAGGAAAAUGCAUACGUUGUGUUGAAGCUUCUCAUCCACCAGCCUGAAUGUUUUGGGCCUGCUCUGCGUGGGGAAGGAGGACAGGGCCUGCUCUCCGCCAUGAGGGAGGCCAUCAGGGUGUCCCAGGACGUAUCCAUGGAUGGGCCUUUUGACGGCCAUCUGAGCAACAAAAAAUAUGAUAAUCCAGACACAGAGGACGACUUUAUUCACAUGGGUCACGCAAUCAUGACUUUCUACUCGUCCCUUAUCGACCUCUUGGGGCGAUACGGAGUGGUGGAGGAGCCUGACUUGUCUGCGGUAUUUUGUCCAGAUCACAAGGCCUCCAUGGUUCUCUUCAUGGACCGUGUUUAUGGUGUUGAGAGUCAAGUGUUUCUCCUUCAAUUAUUAGAGUAUGGAUUUCUGCCUGAUCUGAAAGCUGCUGUUUCACUUGACACUAAUGACUUUGGGUCCACGGACAUGGCCCUCGCACUGAACAGAUACAUCACCACGGCGAUGCUUCCUAUGCUCACCAAAUGUUCAGCUUUGCUUUGUGAUUUAGAGGAACACGCCCCACUGCUAAACUCCUUUAUUCUUGCCUUAUACAACUUUUCCAAAUCUGCGAGCUUGACCAAAGCACAAGGAGACACAACGGAGCAGUGUUUGCUGGCUAUUUGCAAUGAGCUCACACCAGUUUUAAUGCAGCCCCUUCUGCAGCAGCUCAUCAUUGACAUCUCUCAUCUCUCAGAACACAGUAAACUUGAGCUGAAGCUGCUGACUGGACACUAUGAUCAGCAGUGGAAGUAUUACUUGCAGGCAGGUGGUUUGGGGAAAGACAAGUUUUGUGAAGGAGACGGGCACAUGUCCAGGAAGUUGUUCUGGACCGUCUUUACAGUCUUGGAGAAAAUGUCUUUUGAGCCGCACCUGUAUAAGCUUGGUGCUCAGUGCCUUGCCACUGUUGCCAGGAGCUUGCCUCCACACUUUCUGAAUCCCAGCUCUGUGACAGACAUAAACACCAUAAUGGACACAGAUGAGACCUUUGACCCUCAGCCUCAAGAAACCUCAAAUGUGACUGUUCCGGAACGCCUGGAGCUCGUGCUCAACAAGUUCGCCGAACACACCCAUGAGAAGUGGUCGCUGGAGAUGUUCACCGCAGGCUGGGUGCACGGGGAGCAGCUGUGUGAAAAUGCCAAAGUCCAUCCUCUCCUGAAGCCGUACAGGACUCUCGCUGAAAAGCUUGCUGCCCUAAUAAGGCAUAGGAUCUCACUUUUUGGGACUGAUGCAUUUUCAUUUACCAGCUGCCUGCAAGUCUUAGCUCAAUCUCUGGAUGCAAGGACUCUAAUGCAUGAAUCCAAAGAUGUUAUCUAUGGAUCCUUGCAUUCCUUUUUGGACGCAGCUGCAGAAGACCUGGAGAUGACCAUGGAGAACCUACAUGUGGCCGUGGCCCCUCUCUCUCAGAGCCGGAGCCAGACAAACAGAGGAGUGGUGGGGAUCCUCAGCCACACUACCUCUGUGCUGCUUCCUACGCUCACCUCCCUCCUCAAGCACAUUGGCCACAGUCAGCUUGGCUCACAUAUUUUAGUGGGGACUAUCCAGGUGUCAUGUUACAGGAUUCUCAACUCUCUUUACUCUCUUGGUAACAGCAGCUUAAUUCAGAAAGACGGUACAAUGAGUGAGUCUGAGACACAAGAGCUCGGGCUGCCGGAGCAGGUGGCCGAGGUGUGUCCUGACCUCCCCUCUCUGCAGACAGCUCUGGCAGAAGUAGAAAAAGUGGUGAGGGCAGGAGCAGCGGCCCCCCAGGCUCACUACACACAUGUCACAGAGGUCCUGCUGCCCAUGUUGUGUAGCUACAUGUCCCACUGGAGCCAGCCAAACAUGUCACAGCUUUCCUCUGUGACUCCUGAGCUGGUCAGCGAUCUCCUCGGUCACAUCCUUUGCAUUAUCCAAAACCACGUGGGGGGAAAUCGGGGCGACUGGAUAAAACAACUGGCAGAUUCUCAUCGAGCCAGCUGGCUGACGGAAAUGAAUCCUGAUGCUGUGCAGCUGUUCAGCAUGGUGGCAGAGGUCUUUAUAUUCUGGGCCAAAUCUCACAAUUUCAAGUGGGAAGAACAAAACUAUGUGGUCCAAAAUGAAAUCAACAAUUUGUCAUUUUUGGUACAGAACAUGUCAAAGUUUGAUCACAAGAACAAGAGUGUGAAGCGAAAGGGGGAGCGCUACUGCACCCAGACUUCACUCAUUGUGGCCUCUGUGAAGAGACUGCUCCCUGUCGGCCUCAACGUCUGUUUUCAAAAUGACAACGACCUUAUUCAUCUGGCUAAGAAUGACUUCUCACAGAUCGAAAAUCCUCAACGAACCAAAAAAUCCACAUGGACCAAAGUCUUGUCCAAACAAAGAAAGCGAGCGGUAGUGGCCUGUCUGAGAAUGACGCCUCUGUACAAUCUGCCACGGCACAAAGUUGUGAACUUUUUCCUUCAAGGAUACAAUAAGGCCUGGGUUUUAACGGAACAAAACAGCAGUGAGGAGAAGCUUGUGGAAGACUUGGCUCAGAGUGCAGCAGAGUCUGGAGGCGACUGGGAGGAGAAUAAGUGUGAGGAGCGGAGCACAGCGGCGGACCCCCUGCAGCAGCUGAUUACACUCUUCAGUCAGAGUGCGCUGACGGACAGUAAUGACUCCAUCUGCAAGUCGUAUUUUUCUAUAAUGGCGGAGAGCUGUCACACCGCCCCAGACGACGAUGGAGAGCAAUCAAUACAGAGUUUUGAGGAAAAAGAGCUGGAAAAGCAGACGUUGCUUCAUCAGCAGGCACAGUUGCAUCGCCGUGGGGCGUCAGAGAUGGUCUUGCAAACAGUCAGUGCCAGUAAAGGUCAGGUCAGCUCAAUCAUCGGCCUCACGCUGAAGCUGGGAAUUGCUCUUCUGAAUGGAGGAAAUGCUGAUGUGCAACAGAGAAUGCUUCAAUAUUUGAAAGUGAAGCAAGAUGUGGAUUUUUUCCAAAGUAUGGCUCGGCUCAUGGGAAAAUGCAGUGUUCUGGAUCUGAACGUCUUUGAGAGGCAGAACAAGGCAGAAGGAUUGGGAAUGGCCAUGGACGAACGCUCAGUGGGGAUCGCCAUGCCUGACAACAAGCUGACAUGUGACCUCUUCCGCUUCCUCCAGCUGUUAUGUGAAGGACAUAACUCUGGUAUUUCAGAUUUCCAGUCGGAGUCAAUCAGUGACUUUUAUUGGCUCUACUCUGGAAAGGAUGUGAUUGAUGCUCAAGGCCAGUACUACUUCUCCAAUGCCAUAAAGGUGGCCAAGCAGGUUUUUAACACGCUCACUGAAUACAUACAGGGCCCAUGCUCUGGCAACCAGCAGAGCCUGGCACACAGUCGCCUGUGGGACGCUGUCGUCGGCUUUCUCCAUGUUUUUGCUCAUAUGCAAAUGAAACUAUCGCAGGAUUCAAGGCAAAUUCAACUUUUAACUGAGUUUAUGGAUUUACAAAAGGACAUGGUUGUGUUUUUGCUUUCCAUGCUGGAAGGUAAUGUGGUGAAUGGAACCACUGGGAAGCAAAUGGUAGAUAUGCUGGUGGAGUCUUCAACCAAUGUGGAAAUGAUCCUCAAGUUCUUUGCUAUGUUCCUCAAACUGAAAGACUUCACCACCUCAGUGGGCUUCAGAGAGUAUGAUCCCAGCAGCUCAGGCUGCAUCUCCAGGAAGGACUUUCAGAGGGCCAUGGAAUCCUGCAUCCGCUUCUCUGCUGGUGAAAUCCUCUCUCUGCUAGCGUGUAUUGAAACAGAUGAGAACGAAAUCCUGGAUUAUGAGGUUUUUGUGGACCGUUUUCAUGAACCAGCUCAAGACAUUGGGUUUAGCAUUUCUGUUCUCCUCACCAAUUUGUCGGAGCACAUGCCUUACGAUGCGAGACUUGGGACGUUUUUGGAGCUGGCAGAGUGCGUCCUGGGGUACUUUCAGCCCUAUCUAGGACGCAUUGAGAUCGUGGGCAGUGGGAAGCGUGUUGAGCGCGUGUACUUUGAGAUUAGCGAAUCCAGCCGCUUACAAUGGGACAAGCCACAGGUCAAGGAGUCCAAGAGGCAGUUCAUUUUUGAUGUGGUCAACGAAAUCAGAGACAAAGAGAAGAUGGAGAUGUUUGUGAAUUUCUGCGAAGACACCAUCUUUGAAAUGCAACUCGCGUCCAAUAUUUCUUCUGAGGCCGAGGAGAGAAAUCUGGACAAAAACGCAACGGAAAAUGAGUCAGAAAACAAGCAGGACAAUAAGUUUUUUGUUUUUCAGUGGCUUUUUCUGCUCCUGUCUUUGUUAUCAGUGAAAAAACUCAAGAUGCUAAUGAAGAUGUCCCCCAGAGAUAUCUUUAAGACCGUGGUGAAUAUUUUACACGUCAUUUUCAUAACUUUGUUGCAGUGUGCGUGUGCGUCACUCCGCAGUGUAACGCACGUGCUCUAUGUGGUGUUCUUCAGCGGCGGACUCAUAGAAGUGGCCAAAAACACCAGUCUGUCUGAUUUGCUCAAAGGUAUGGUGGAGCCAACUCUGGACGAGGUUAUGGAUGUUUCACAGACUGUACACAAACAAACGCUGUCGCACGCCUCCUCUCGACAGAAAGAGCAAGUGGAAACCGGUCACGGGACUGGACUCAAACCGCAGCAUGCCGUGUCGGACAUAUUUGGAUUACAAGUGAAGAAGGAAGGCUCUCAAUACAGACUCAUGACACCAGAGCGCACUGAUCUAUGCACUUCAUCCACAGGCGCAUCAGGCUCCAGUGCUUUUCCAAAGACGUGUCAGCGCUGUUCUACCAAGACAGAGGAGGGAGUGCGGCAGGCUUCUUCUCUCUGGGAAACAAUAAACACUUACAACAAGAGUGUGCUGAACUACUUUGCCCGGAAUUAUUACAAUAUACGGCUACUUGCUUUGUUCAUUACCUUCGCAAUAAACUUCAUCCUCCUCUUCUAUAAGGUAACGCCACAAGACCAAGAGCGAAACUCCUCUGCUCAAAGUGACAGAGAGGGUUUUGUUUUGGAGGAGAGCAGUGGAUACAUGGAGCCGUGUCUCGGUUUCCUGGCGGUGGCUCAUACGUUCAUCUCCUUCUGUUGCAUUAUUGGAUAUUAUUGUCUUAAGGUGCCUUUGGUGAUCUUCAAGCGAGAGAAGGAAGUGGCCCGGAGCCUGGAGUUCGAUGGGCUGUAUGUGACAGUGCAGCCACCUGACGAGGACAUCAAAGGACAGUGGGACCGGCUGGUCAUUAAUACUCCAUCAUAUCCAAGCAACUACUGGGAUAAGUUUGUGAAGAGGAAGGUAGUGGAAAAAUAUGGAGUGUUAUAUGGGUGUGAAAAGAUCAGUGAACUUCUAGGUAUGGACAAGACUUCUUCAGACUUCAGCUCCCACGGGAAAAAAAAGAAACUCAAAAGAGCAGCUUUGGGAUUUUUAUUUACCUCCUUCGACAUAAAGUAUCAAAUCUGGAAGCUUGGGGUCAUUCUAACAGACAAAUCCUUUUUGUACCUGGCCUGGUACAUGGUCUUGUCUGUUCUGGGUCACUACAACAACUUCUUCUUCGCGGCUCACCUUUUGGACGUCGCUAUGGGCUUUAAGACCCUGCGCACCAUCCUGUCCUCUGUCACUCACAAUGGAAAGCAGUUGGUUCUGACCGUGGGUCUGCUGGCCGUGGUGGUCUAUCUCUACACCGUGGUGGCCUUCAAUUUCUUUAGAAAGUUUUAUAACAAGAGUGAGGACGAGGAGCAGCAGGACAUGAAGUGCAACGACAUGCUACAUUGCUACAUGUUCCACAUGUAUGUGGGAGUGCGGGCAGGAGGAGGCAUCGGGGACGAGAUCGAGGACCCGGCUGGAGAUGAAUUUGAGGUGGAACGCAUCAUCUUCGACAUCACUUUCUUCUUCUUUGUCAUUGUGAUUCUCCUCGCCAUUAUCCAGGGUUUAAUCAUUGAUGCCUUUGGUGAACUUCGUGACCAACAGGAGCAAGUGAAAGAGGAUAUGGAGACAAAGUGCUUCAUAUGUGGAAUUGGAAAUGAGUAUUUUGAUACAGUCCCACAUGGUUUUGAGACCCACACUCUACAGGAUCAUAAUUUGGCCAACUAUCUAUUUUUCCUGAUGUACCUCAUAAACAAAGACGAAACGGAGUACACUGGACAGGAAUCCUAUGUCUGGAAGAUGUACCAGGAGCGGAGCUGGGAAUUCUUCCCUGUGGGAGACUGUUUCCGUAAGCAAUAUGAGGAUCAGCUGACAUGA
Molecule: messenger RNA, 9801 nt
Organism: Knipowitschia caucasica
Lineage: Eukaryota; Metazoa; Chordata; Actinopteri; Gobiiformes; Gobiidae
Source: the annotation of a GenBank genome assembly